AUGGUGGAUUUCGAGAGCGAUUUACCAGAGGUGAAAGAAAUCUUGGCGAAUCGUUUGACGAAUGCGAUAACGGAGAUCACUGGUCGCUUGGAUAUGAUGGAUCGGCGAUUCGAAUCCAUGGAAAGCAACAUGAAUCGGAUGACAGAGAUUCUAGCUCGCAUCGAAGCAAAUCAAUUCUCCGGGAAAGCUGAGAGACGAGUGGCGGCGAUGGAGGUAUUCAGAGAUCUUCCAAGGGAAUUGGUGGAGGAGGAGAUACUGACUCACGUUCCGGCUAAGUAUCUGAAAGGAUUGGGAUCUACUUGUAAACUGUGGAACAGUUUGUUUACCGGUGACGGGAGAUUCGGAAGGAAGCACUUUGACAAAGCCGCAAAGCAGUUUGUCGUUCUCAUGUUGACGAAGUUCUGCAGGAUUUGUCCGGCAAUCGUCGAUCUCGACGGAAAGGUUCCAACUUUCGAGGUAAAACCAGAGCUUAGCCUAGUAGAUCCGCAAUCUAAGUAUCCCGGAGCUCAAUUCGAUGUGUACAGAGUCGUUCACUGUGACGGCCUCUUGUUGUGCACCUGCAAGGACGGGUCUAGAUUCGUGGUUUGGAACCCGUUAACCGGUGAAACCAGGUGGUUCCAACCCGGCUCUGGUGGCACUGUACUCCGUGGCUUUACCCUCGGAUACGGCAAAAACAAGAGCUACAAAAUCUUGAGCUAUUAUCGUGGCUUCACCCUUCAAUACUCGAGUAUCACCGCGUCUUUGCAGGGAAGUAGUUACUGGUUCGGUAUAGACGCAACAAAACCGGUUACCAUCUCGUGCUUGGUCAAAUUUGAUUUCUCAACAGAGAAAUUUGUACCUGUGGCUAUUCCGUAUCCAUCGCAGCCUGUUUGUCGUUUUGAAGUUUCGAGGCUUACCAAUGUUAAAGACGAGAGACUUUCGCUCUUGGUACAGGUCGAAGAGACAUCCAAGACUGAGAUAUGGGUGACAAACAAGAUUGACGAGACCAACAACCAGGUGGUGUCGUGGACCAAGGUUUUAGCAUUGGAUCUGAGCCCCCACAAUGAUGUUCAAGUUUCUGACGACGGGAGUUUCGUGUUCGUCGAGGAGAAGAAAGUCGUCGUGAUUUCUGAGACGUGGAUUGACUUUGAAGCUGAAGACGAGAACGAUGUCCCGAGCAAAGAGAUGAUAUACAUUGCUGGGGAGGACAAUGUAGUCACACAAGUGGAUUUUGGACCAGACGAAGCGAAUCCAUGUGUGUCAGGUAUCUUUCAUUACGUUCCGAGUUUGGUUCAGAUGGAGCAAGCUGGAGGCAAAAGGAAAAGAGCUGAGAUUAGUGAGCAUUGA
This is a messenger RNA of Microthlaspi erraticum, 1326 nucleotides long. NCBI's taxonomy places the organism in Eukaryota, Viridiplantae, Streptophyta, Magnoliopsida, Brassicales, Brassicaceae. The record is from the annotation of a GenBank genome assembly.